GUCCCUCUUUGAAUGUUAUCCGCCCUUUUUCCGCGUGUAGCGGCUUUAUAUGGGUUCACGUUAACAGUCAGGCACAACAUCUAGCUCAACUAUGGCUUCUACCGGUGGCACUUUGGACUCCCCAGUCAAGCAGAUCCAGAUUGAGGGACUGGUGGUGCUGAAGAUUAUCAAGCACUACCAGGAAGAGGGCCAGGGCAGCGAGGUGGUGCAGGGCGUCCUGCUGGGACUAGUAGUCGACGACCGGCUGGAGAUUACCAACUGCUUCCCCUUCCCCCAGCACACUGAGGAUGAUGCCGACUUUGAUGAAGUCCAGUACCAGAUGGAGAUGAUGCGUUCUCUGCGUCACGUCAACAUUGACCAUCUGCAUGUGGGCUGGUACCAGUCCACCUACUAUGGCUCCUUUGUCAGCAGAGCGCUCCUCGACUCCCAGUUCAGCUACCAGCACGCCAUCGAAGAGUCAGUGGUGCUCAUCUACGACCCCAUAAAAACAGCCCAAGGCUCCCUGUCCCUCAAGGCCUACAGGCUCACCCCUAAACUCAUGGAGAUCUGCAAAGAUAAGGAUUUCACACCUGAAGGUUUGAAGAAGGCCAACAUCGGCUUUGAGCAUAUGUUCGAGGAGGUGCCCAUUGUCAUCAAAAACUCGCACCUCAUCAACGCCCUGAUGUGGGAGCUGGAGGACAAAUCCACGGUCGCAGACAAGCACGAACUGCUCAACCUCUCCAGCAGCAACCACCUGGAGAAGAGUCUUCAGCUUCUGAUGGACAGAGUGGAUGACAUGAGCCAAGACAUUGUCAAAUACAACACCUACAGCCGCAACCUGAGCAAGCAGCAGCAGCAGAAGCACCAGUACCUUCAGAGGCGCCAACAGGAGAACGCCCAACGGCAGAGCAGAGGAGAGCCUCCGCUGCCUGAGGAGGACAUCAGCAAAAUGUUCAAGCCCCCCCAGCCCCCACCACGCAUGGACACGCUGCUUAUUGCAGGGCAAAUUAACACCUACUGCCAGAACGUGAAGGAAUUCACAUCGCAGAACCUUGGGAAGCUGUUCAUGGCGGAGGCUCUCCAAGAACACAACUAAAAGAAAAAAAGACAUGCAAAACCAUCAGCAAGAGAGGGAAUGAAGGUGCAUAGAAGAUGGAGAAGAGGAAUAAAGGUGACAGAGAUGCAACAACUAGAGAAACACCGCCAACUUCUUUUUUUUCUAGGAAUUAUUCAUUGUUUUUAAUUCUGACUACAUCUUGGAUACAGAAUUAUCUUUUAAGAUCCCUUGAUAUUGAUUGAAAUAAAAUUCUUGCAUCUCUAAA
Molecule: messenger RNA, 1301 nt
Organism: Cheilinus undulatus (humphead wrasse)
Lineage: Eukaryota; Metazoa; Chordata; Actinopteri; Labriformes; Labridae
Product: eukaryotic translation initiation factor 3 subunit H
Exons: 8
Coding region: 92-1075 (327 amino acids)
Cellular component (GO): eukaryotic translation initiation factor 3 complex; cytoplasm; cytosol
Molecular function (GO): translation initiation factor activity; protein binding; metallopeptidase activity
Source: RefSeq, a predicted model, not a curated record